This is a messenger RNA of Trichoderma aggressivum f. europaeum, 957 nucleotides long. RefSeq lists its product as uncharacterized. The transcript is spliced from 4 exons. Gene Ontology annotation, molecular function: protein binding. NCBI's taxonomy places the organism in Eukaryota, Fungi, Ascomycota, Sordariomycetes, Hypocreales, Hypocreaceae. Gene Ontology annotation, cellular component: nucleus. The coding region runs from base 1 to 957 and encodes 318 amino acids. The record is from RefSeq and is a predicted model, not a curated record.
AUGUCCAAGCAAUAUUUGACCACCCAUACGGUGGAUGACGCCCACAUCACAGACAUCUUCUCGCUGGCUGCAACGCAAAGGACAUUGAUCUCGGCCAGCGGCUCUUCAACGCUUCACGUCCAUGACACUACGGACCCUUCCUUUCCUCUGAGGCAGUCCAUUCCUGACGCCCACAAGCUAGGCUGCCACCAUGUCUGCACAUCACGCAACGGCCUGUAUGCCGCCAGCGCUGGCUUCGGGGGUGAGGUCAAGAUAUGGGAGCUGAACAAGGAAACUGGAGACUGGAACAGCGGCGGCGAAAUCACGGGCCCAACCGUCAAGCCAGGUGAAGUGUGGGCGAUUGCUCUCAGCGAGGACGGAGGCUAUCUGGCAAGCACUACAAACGACGGCAGGAUCAAUGUAUGGGAUGUCGCAGACCAGAGUAAAGCCAAGAUCCGGGAAUAUGAGACUGGGAGCGCGGGUUCAGGCAGCCUUGGCAUGUGCGUGGAUCUUAGCAGAGAUGGAAAGUUUACGGCCAGCGGGCACCAGAAUGGCUCCGUCUACGUGUUCAACAAUGACACGGGAAGAAUUCUAUACUCCUUGUCUGGCCUUGCCAAACCUGUGCGAGCCGUAGCAAUCUCGCCGGCCGGUACCAGGGUGGCUGCAGCUGGUGAUGCGGGCAUCAUCGCCAUAUAUGAUACAAAGCACGGCGAACAUGUGGGCAACCUAACGGGACACUCAUCAUGGAUCACUUCACUGGACUGGAGCGAUACUGGUGAGUAUCUGCUGAGCGGCUCCAUGGACGGCAAAGUGAAGGUGUGGUCAAUCGAGCGCAGCGUUUGUGUUGCAACGCAUAGCGAGACGGACAAGGCACUCUGGGCCGUCCGGUGGCUGCCCAAGACUGGGCGCAGCGAGAUGUUUUGCACGGCCGGCGCAAACAGGAGCAUUUCAUUCUACAGGGAGGCAACAGGUAGCUAG